Messenger RNA from Lepisosteus oculatus (spotted gar), 1015 nucleotides. RefSeq names its product protein LKAAEAR1. The record is from RefSeq and is a predicted model, not a curated record. Lineage: Eukaryota; Metazoa; Chordata; Actinopteri; Semionotiformes; Lepisosteidae.
GGGCAUUUUUUAAUCAGUUGUGAAGAGAUAAGUAAAAUUUUGUUAUAGGUAAAAAGUAACAAAAAAACAUAACAAUUAUCUGUUUUGAAGUUAGCCCGAUUUACUUUCUCCAAGAUAAAACCGGUACUUCGGCUGUGUUUAAAAUGUAACUCUACAGCUGCAUGCUUUCUGUUUUAGUUCAGGAUGAAAAGGUUCAAGUGAGACGCUGAAACACACAGUCUGCACUGUUGCAGCGAAAAGAAAUAUUCACAGCAGGAAAACAUGUCCGCGACGGCAAAAAAAGAAAAGUUCGUGGCUCAUAACUGGAAAAAUGUGCCUGGAUCAGAACUGAAAAAGAUGUCCCUCCUGCAAAAAGCUCGGUACCUCGCUUACGAGGAGCCGAGCAAGGAGGUUGUAAACUCAGUUUUGAUCUCUAAGCAGCGGCUUCGUGGGAGGGCACCCGUCAGCAGAAACCCGCAAAAAAACCCAGACCCAGAGGCAGAGGAGCAGCAGAGGAAGCAGGACACAGUGAUCGGGCAGCUAAGGGCUGCGGAAGCUCGCAACAGGGUGCGAUCGAUGAGAGUACGGUACCAAAGCAUGAGAGCCCAAGAAAUCAACCAUCUGAUUUCUUGCCAGCCGACGGCACAGAAAGCUGUUCGACUGGAGCUGCUGCUACCAGCCAAGCUUGAAAAGAUCAGCCCUGGCAACGACGCGGUAGAUAAACUAGAGAGGAAAAGAAUUGAAGAGAUUCUUGAAGACGAAAGGGGACUGACAAUAAAUCGAACAUGAAAUCCAUUGAUGUGCUUUUGUAUUAUAAUUAGUCACUGUUAGGUCACUUGCUUGACCAUGUACAGUGUAGCAGCUGCAUACAAAUAGGACUUUCUCAAGGUAAAGAAAAAGGACCUUAUAAUUUCUGUACCCCAGUAUCAGUAUCUUCUUAACAGCCCAUACAGCAUUUAAAGAAAAAUGUAAUAGACUGGGUUCUGCAAAAGCUAUUUCAGAAAGAGGGUACAAUAAUAAAGAUGAUCAAAUACAA